AUGUCUUCAAAGUAUCAAAAGCGAAAAGAAAAUCAAGGAGUGGCUGAGGAUCGAGGAGUCAACAGCUAUCAAAAUUCGUUUGCCAAAAAUAACAAAAUCAAGGACAUGCAUUGCCACAAUUAUGUUGACUCCGUGAUUAAACCGUUUUUUCCAAAAGGAAAAAUACAACCAUGGACUGCCGCCAAAUGCACGAGAAGAUUUAGUGAAGAUUUAGUAACUUUAGGAAAAACCAUGCGAGCAUCAUUGGAUAAGUCAUUAGAAGUUGGUGCUGAUCUUGUUAUCUGCGGAUUACAUGUCAUUGAAGAUCCAACAACCUGGGAAACACUCAUGGUCUGUUUUCAAGUGAUGGACACAAUACAGGAUCUAGUAAAUAAAAGGGCCAAGAUGUUAUCCGAAAGGGCACAAAUCAAGCAAUACGAAAACUGA
Molecule: messenger RNA, 426 nt
Organism: Entrophospora sp. SA101
Lineage: Eukaryota; Fungi; Glomeromycota; Glomeromycetes; Entrophosporales; Entrophosporaceae
Source: the annotation of a GenBank genome assembly